UUUCACUACCUGCCCAUCUCUAGAAAUAAUUUGUUCAAGAAAGAAAAGCAAAAAUCAAGUAGUUGUAUAAUUUGCAAAGAUGUUUGUGGCCCGUAGAAUUUCUCAAUCAGCAAGCCUGGCUGUACGCGGAAAGCACACCUUGCCAAAAUUGCCAUACGAUUAUGCCGCCCUGGAGCCUAUUAUCUGCAGGGAAAUUAUGGAACUACAUCACCAAAAGCAUCAUCAGACCUAUGUCAACAAUCUAAAUGCCGCGGAAGAGCAGUUGGAGGAGGCCAAGUCGAAAAGUGAUACCACCAAGCUUAUCCAACUGGGUCCGGCUCUGCGAUUCAAUGGCGGUGGUCACAUCAAUCAUACUAUCUUCUGGCAAAACCUUUCGCCCAACAAGAGCCAACCUAGUGAGGAUCUGAAAAAGGCCAUCGAAUCGCAGUGGAAGAGCUUUGAAGAGUUCAAGAAGGAGCUGAGCACUUUGACCGUGGCGGUUCAGGGCUCCGGCUGGGGCUGGCUGGGCUACAACAAGAAGUCUGGCAAACUACAGCUGGCUGCUCUGCCCAACCAGGAUCCCUUAGAGGCCUCCACCGGACUGAUUCCCCUCUUCGGAAUCGAUGUCUGGGAACACGCCUACUAUCUGCAAUAUAAGAAUGUGCGACCAUCUUAUGUGGAGGCCAUCUGGGACAUCGCUAACUGGGACGACAUCUCAUGCCGCUUCCAGGAGGCGAAGAAGCUUAGCUGCUAAAUGUAAAAAGCGGUUAUCUAUGUCUAAUCUAUAAGCAUCUGCGGAUCGGAGAUCCCAAAUUGUAGUCUCAGUUGCAGCUAAUAAAUUGGUAAAAGCUA
Drosophila eugracilis is the source of this 831-nucleotide messenger RNA. RefSeq names its product superoxide dismutase [Mn], mitochondrial (gene Sod2). Gene Ontology annotation, cellular component: mitochondrion. Gene Ontology annotation, biological process: superoxide metabolic process. NCBI's taxonomy places the organism in Eukaryota, Metazoa, Arthropoda, Insecta, Diptera, Drosophilidae. Bases 80 to 733 code for a protein of 217 amino acids. Gene Ontology annotation, molecular function: superoxide dismutase activity; metal ion binding. The record is from RefSeq and is a predicted model, not a curated record. The transcript has 3 exons.